Molecule: messenger RNA, 1518 nt
Organism: Cloeon dipterum
Lineage: Eukaryota; Metazoa; Arthropoda; Insecta; Ephemeroptera; Baetidae
Exons: 14
Coding region: 32-1399 (455 amino acids)
Source: RefSeq, a predicted model, not a curated record
AUCAUCAGUUAGCAACCAUCACUACUACAGAAUGAAGCGCGUUCCUACGAUCUUUCUAAUUUUCUUUUGCUCGGCACUGCAUAUCGCUGCCAGCUUUAAUGUGGACAGGGAAGAGUUUGAACCAGGCGGAAACCACUCGAUUUCAAAGCGUUCUACAGCGGCCAGAACGUGCAACGCAGAACUAUAUGAGGGGGCUCUACCGGCCAUGUGCAAUUUGCCGAGCGCGCAAAGAACCCUGCCAACGGAGGCAAGGAACUGCCAAACAAAGUUAAAAGCCAGAAGUUUGAGCACAGCUGAGGCUGUGUGUCUCUGGGAUUGUGCUUACAAAGACAGGAAGUUGACUACUUCGUCGGGAGCUCUUGACACAAAAGCCAUCACUGCCGAGUUUACCAAAAGCCUGGACAAAACUUGGCUGCCGAUUGCCACAGAUGCGAUCAAAACGUGCAUCACUGACGCCAACAAGGCGUCUGGUAUGAAAAUCACCACCGGAUACGUGACGAAAUGCAGAAUGGCGUCUUACAUGUUCAACACUUGCUACAGGGUGAAAAUGCUUGAUAAAUGCCCGACCAGUGCUCAAACCAAGACCUUCUCGAGUGGUCGUAAAUCGUUGUCUUCGUGCGACUUCGCGACCAUCAUCAAGCCAACUGCCGCCAAGGUUCAUUCCGCGUCCUCCAUUGUCGCGAAAGCUGCCACCGUAAAGUUGACGAAAACUUGCAACUCGGAAUUGUAUGAGGGGCCUGUGCCGGCAAUCUGCACCUUGCCAAGCUCGCAGAAAAGCGUACUUCCAGAGGCGACAAAGUGCCAAACAAAAUUGAAGGCAAAAAGUUUUAGCACGGCUGAGCCUGUGUGUUUGUGGGAGUGUGCUUACAAAGACAAGAAAUUGACUACCUCAACGGGAGCUCUCGACUCGAAAGCCAUCACAGCCGAGUUUACCAAAGGCAUGGACAAGACCUGGUUGCCGAUUGCAACUGACGCCGUCAAAACUUGUCUCACCGACGCCACAAAGGCGUCCACAGCGAAACUUGCAUCUGGAUACGACACAAAAUGCAAAACAGCUGCCUACAUGUUCAAUACUUGCUUCAGGGUGAAGCUCUUUGACAAAUGUCCUAAGAGCGCGCAGUCGAAAACUUACGCAGUGGCGCGUUCGGCGUUGGCCGCGUGCGACUACGCGGCAAUCACCAAGUCGACGUCGCAGCUGGCCCACUCCGGGGUGGCUGCGCUGCAAAGUAUGAAGAAGGAAGACCUGCAGAAGACCCUGGCGGCGGCGCAAAAGGACCCCAACUUAAUGAAAAACGCGCUCGCCAGCGUGCCGAAAGAUAUGCUCAAAUCGAUCGACACCUCCAAGAUCAACCUCAAAACGCUUGACGCGAGUUCUUUGACCGCUUUACUAGGAAAGUGAGGCGGCGUCUUGGUCCCCUUGAGUGGAACGGCGAUUUGUCCACUCCAUUAACUCAAAUUUUAUAGACAGUUGUUUGUCUGAUUCGAUAUGUCCAAAUUUUUCAAAUAAACAUUCUUGAA